ACGUUGGAAAAAACAUGAAACUUCAUGCGGUUAUUAAAUUGGAGCUUCUGCCGAACUGACAAAUUAUCCUAAUACAGUUUUCUAGUACGAAUGUGUGCACAUAAAUCACAUUUAACUGACUGUUAGAUUUUAACAGAUAGGGUGCCCACAUUUUGGUCCCUUGUAUCGAAUUUCGAUAGCUCGCCGCCGCUUUGGCAAUUCAUUCUGCCAGCCGCAUUCAUUUGUUUACAUAUUUUGUGAAUAAAACAUCCAACUAUAAAUUAUUAUUUAACAUGGAGGAGUGCGUAAUGGAGAGCGGCUCACCCACUGAAACCAACACAGAACUUAACUUUAACAUGGAGGAUGAGAAAAUGCAAUUGCAUGAACACCGCGCUUCAGCUGCUGUAAGCGUUGGAGUUGCCGCAGAAGGCGGGGACAGGCAGACGACAGCCGGCGUUUGUUAUUGUGGUAAGGAACGCAACCUGAAUGUAAUCGAGCUGCUAUGUGCAACAUGCUCGCGUUGGAUUCAUGAGACCUGCAUUUCCUAUCAGUUGGGCAAGGGCAAGCUAUUGCCAUUCAUCACAAAUUACAUAUUUGUGUGCAAAAAUUGUUCGGCCACAGGUCUGGAAAGCUUUCGCAAAAGCCAAGCGACAAUAUCUCAGAUGUGUCAAUGUGCCAUUGCGAACAUGCAGCAGGCGGCUUUUCGCGAGGGCAGGACUCAAAUACAGUUCAACAAAGAUAAAGAAAUUAUACCCUAUAUUGAACAAUUCUGGGAAGCCAUGACAACGAUGCCGCGUCGUCUUACCCAAUCUUGGUACUCGACUGUGCAGCGCUCUCUUGUUAAAGAUAUUAACACGUUGUUUGUCUACGAAGAGCACGUUGAGCUGGGUGCUAUGUAUGGGUUGUUUCAUCAGGAUUUGCGUCUUAUUAAACCGAACUAUGAGGUUAUGAGCAAAACUGGUGCCCUGCGCCUCACGGAAGAUGGUUAUAUACAGGCUACGCUCGCUAAGAAUAACAGACAAAAGCGGAAAUUUCCUGGGACUGAUGCGGGUCCAACGGGCAAGAAGGGACGCCCUAGCUCGGAUAUUACAGCCAAUGUAAAACUACCUCCUCACGGCUAUCCGCUCGAGCAUCCCUUCAAUAAGGACGGUUAUCGCUACAUACUUGCCGAGCCGGAUCCGCAUGCGCCAUUCCGCCAGGAAUUUGAUGAGAGUUCGGACUGGGCCGGCAAGCCCAUACCUGGUUGGCUAUAUCGCACGCUAGUGCCGCAUUCUGUGCUGCUGGCACUGCACGAUCGAGCACCCCAACUGAAGAUUAGCGAAGAUCGUCUAGCCGUAACUGGAGAGCGAGGUUACUCUCAAGUUCGCGCGACCCACUCUGUGAACCGUGGCUGCUGGUACUAUGAGAUCACCAUUGAGGAGAUGCCUGAGGGUGCAGCCACUCGAGUUGGCUGGGGACGAGAGUAUGGCAAUUUACAGGCACCGCUAGGUUAUGACAAGUUCGGCUAUUCCUGGAGGUCGCGAAAGGGCACAAAGUUUACUGAGAGCCACGGCAAGCACUACAGUGAGGCGUACGGAGAGGGCGACACGCUCGGCUUGUUAAUUGACCUGCCCGAGUUGCCAGCGAUGGACUAUCUGCCCAACACAUUCAAGGAUCGCCCUCUGGUAAAAUUUAAAUCACAUUUGUACUACGAAGACAAGGACAAAAUUACUGAGACCCUGAAGAAUCUUCACAUCCUGCAGUCCAGUCGAAUCGAGUUCUUCAAGAAUGGCCAGUCGCAAGGAGUUGCGUUUGAAGACAUUUAUAUGGGCAGCUAUUAUCCGGCUAUUUCGAUACACAAGAGCGCUACAGUCAGCGUGAACUUUGGCCCCGCCUUCAAGUAUCCAGAGGUGCUGGCUGAACGCAAAGCAAAAGGCAUGAAUGAUCGGGUGGAGGAGCUAAUCACAGAACAAUGCCUAGCAGAUACGCUAUACCUGACGGAAAACGAUGGGCGACUGCGUCUAGACAAUAUGAGUCUGUAAAUUUGAUGAGCUCUUAUGUGUCGACAAAUGUUGAAGCGCUACAGAUGUAAAAAUAUACAAAAGGCGUCAUACUAAUUAAGUAGUAUUUGGAGAUUGGAGAUUCUCUAAAUGAACAAAAUAUAAUAAAUCGAGAACAUUUGAUACAUCAACUAAGCUAUAUUAGUAGAUUGAUCAAAAUGAACUAUUACUAAGCAAUUUUUAUAAUAAACUGUAUAUUAAUGAA
Messenger RNA from Drosophila hydei, 2223 nucleotides. It is a transcript of the gene ash2, whose product is annotated as set1/Ash2 histone methyltransferase complex subunit ASH2. The record is from RefSeq and is a predicted model, not a curated record. Gene Ontology annotation, cellular component: Set1C/COMPASS complex. Gene Ontology annotation, molecular function: protein binding; transcription cis-regulatory region binding. Bases 273 to 2000 code for a protein of 575 amino acids. The transcript is spliced from 7 exons. Lineage: Eukaryota; Metazoa; Arthropoda; Insecta; Diptera; Drosophilidae.